CUCACGUAUUUUACGUGUUUUUUGCCAUAUUUACAGGAUUUUAAGCUGACUCACGAUACGAUAGAUCCAGGGUGCCCGGAUGACUGCAUCGUCGACACGUACGAGUACCAGAUGUCAUCGCACGUAGCGCCCUCUGUGCGCUGGUCGAAAGUCCUAAAUAGGUCAUUGGCUGAAUCAAGGCAGAACCUGGUCGCACUGGAGGUGCACUACUCAUCUGUGGCGAACAGGACAGUGUGGAACGAACCUUCCUACUCCGCCGAAGAAUUGAUUUGUGACAUAGGCGGGCUGAUGGGAGCCUUUGCUGGCGCUAGUCUUCUCACGAUCCUCGAAUUACUGCACUUCAUCUGUAACCGGCGUCUGUCGGUGCCGCCGAGUGGCGGUGGCGGCGGCUUCGACGGCUACUACGGUGGCGACGGCGGCGGUGGCGGCAGCGGGCGAUAUAAUGUGCGCAAGAUAUUUGUCGUCAGUGAUGCCGACAAACUCCAGCCAAGUCGCAUGUAGCCACAUGUAUUACCACCAUCGAAAGUUCUAUAAAUGUCAAUCAACGUGUGAGCGACCGCAGAUUAUAGGAGAUAUUAUACGGUACUAUAGGCCUACCUUCUACUACUCAUAUUAUCGGGAGUGUAUAAUAUAGAUGUCUAAUAUGUAUAGUGUCUAUAUUAUACAUUCCUGAUAUGAUCUACAUUGUUAUUAGGGGUGAAUAAAAACAAAUUGUGCUUUUAUUUGCGCCUAAUUUUAUAGACAUUGUGUAGUUACUAUAUAGA
Molecule: messenger RNA, 764 nt
Organism: Priapulus caudatus
Lineage: Eukaryota; Metazoa; Priapulida; Priapulimorpha; Priapulimorphida; Priapulidae
Product: acid-sensing ion channel 3-like
Exons: 4
Coding region: 112-501 (129 amino acids)
Biological process (GO): sodium ion transport
Cellular component (GO): membrane
Molecular function (GO): sodium channel activity
Source: RefSeq, a predicted model, not a curated record